Lachancea lanzarotensis is the source of this 711-nucleotide messenger RNA. It is a transcript of the gene FMP10, whose product is annotated as LALA0S18e00166g1_1. NCBI's taxonomy places the organism in Eukaryota, Fungi, Ascomycota, Saccharomycetes, Saccharomycetales, Saccharomycetaceae. The coding region runs from base 1 to 711 and encodes 236 amino acids. The transcript has a single exon. The record is from RefSeq and is a predicted model, not a curated record.
AUGUUUAGAACAGCUUUGAGGAACAAUUUGAGAGCCUAUUCGGCUCCAGUGAAGAAAUUCGUCGUUAAGCAACCUCAAAAAUCCCGAAAUUGGCUUCUAUGGGCAACUUUUGGAACAAGUUUUGGACUCGGAUGGCUAGUCACUCAACAUAUGACUUUUGCAGAUAUACUGGCAAAAUACAUGUAUGAUAACGUUCCUGAGAAUGACGAAGGUCUUCUGAAAUAUAAGGCACAAUUGCAGAGUCGGCUGGAACAUUUGAACGUCGUCAAGCAAUUGAAGCAGGUGGGAUAUACGGAAGUGUUCUCCGAGAGACAGAAGACCAAUACACUGAUAGACCGUACUUUAAGUGUACCUGGGGGCAUAGGCAUACCGCCACGGUUUUUUUAUAAUCCUGAAACUCGGGAAACAGUGGGUAUCUAUCAUCUGGGCAUGAAACUCACCGGAUAUCCCUUUUUAGUGCAUGGUGGAGUAUUGGCUACUGUGAUGGAAGAUUUGAUGCGGGAGGCUGUGACAUUUGCAAAGGGUGUACGUUCUGAGAAAACCCAGGAUCUUACACUCAAUUACAAGUUCCCUACUUUUGCAAACCAGUUUGUCAUUGUCCGGAUCACCAAAGUGGAAGAAAAUGGUAAAAACUUGAAACUCCAUGCAGAGCUCAUGGAUCAGAGCGGUGACCGCACUCUGGUGAAAGGAGUUGGCCGGUUCUCCACAUGA